Messenger RNA from Penicillium vulpinum, 1110 nucleotides. RefSeq names its product diacylglycerol/polyprenol kinase family protein. Gene Ontology annotation, biological process: phosphatidic acid biosynthetic process. The record is from RefSeq and is a predicted model, not a curated record. The transcript has a single exon. Bases 1 to 1110 code for a protein of 369 amino acids. Gene Ontology annotation, molecular function: ATP-dependent diacylglycerol kinase activity. NCBI's taxonomy places the organism in Eukaryota, Fungi, Ascomycota, Eurotiomycetes, Eurotiales, Aspergillaceae. Gene Ontology annotation, cellular component: endoplasmic reticulum membrane.
AUGUCCUCGCAAAACCCCGUACCGGAAACACCUCGCGUGAUAUCGCCGACACCCUCUAUAUCAGACCUGUCAGAGGCACCCGAUGGAUAUUUUGCACCGGUAACACGGUCUGCAGCACGUCGCCAGCGUCAGCCGGAAGAUACAGCCGAAAGUUCUGGCUCAGCGCGAGCACCAAGAUCCCCCACGACACCCUCGGCCCGGCGCAGCCGCCGAUCAAACCCCAUGAUACCUGCCUCGCCGCCGCGCUUAGCAAACGGUACUGCCUCGAACACUCAUCUGUCCCCGUCGAGCAUUCCCAACGCCCUGCGCGACUUGUCAAGAUCACCAUCCCCUCUCGGACUGAUCCCCCUCCACGCCCGCUACCGCAGCUUCAUCCACCGCCAUGAAAUCCCACGCAAGCUCUUGCACGUGUCAAUCGGAUUUUUGACUCUGUCAUUAUACAGCCGAGGCGUCCAAACGCUGCAGAUCACACCCGUGCUCUUUACCGCACUGGUACCGAUUGCAGCAACGGAUCUGAUCCGCCACCGCUUCGAGAAGGUCAACAAGGUAUACAUUCGGUGCAUGGGUGCUCUCAUGCGCGAGACUGAGGUCACCGGCUACAACGGCGUAAUCUGGUAUCUCCUUGGGGCAUAUGUUGCUCUCCGCUUCUUCCCCAAGGACGUUGGCGUCAUGAGCGUGCUACUCCUUAGCUGGUGUGACACCGCCGCCUCAACAUUCGGUCGUUUGUACGGCCGCUACACCCCCCGUCUACGUUCCGGAAAGAGCUUGGCUGGUACCAUGGCAGCCUGGCUCAUGGGUGUUGUCACUGCUGCUGCUUUCUGGGGCUGGUUCGUACCUUACAUUGGCACUUUCCCCAAUGACCCAGAAGAUGCCUUUAUGUUCACAGGAAGCUUGAAUCUGCUCCCCAACUGUGUUCGUGGCCUCCUGGGCUGGGAGCCCAGUGACUCGGCGGUCAUCACUGGCCCUCUGGCUUUGGGUGUUAUGAGUGUUGUUUCUGGCAUUGUUGCUGCUGGCAGCGAGUUCAUUGAUUUGUGGGGUUGGGAUGAUAACCUGACGAUUCCAGUGUUGAGCGGAGUUGGUCUCUGGGGCUUCCUCAAGGUCUUUGGGUAA